Messenger RNA from Tupaia belangeri chinensis (Chinese tree shrew), 5915 nucleotides. RefSeq names its product CCR4-NOT transcription complex subunit 12 (gene CNOT12). NCBI's taxonomy places the organism in Eukaryota, Metazoa, Chordata, Mammalia, Scandentia, Tupaiidae. Gene Ontology annotation, biological process: cellular response to ionizing radiation; double-strand break repair. Bases 251 to 5467 code for a protein of 1738 amino acids. The transcript has 12 exons. The record is from RefSeq and is a predicted model, not a curated record. Gene Ontology annotation, cellular component: heterochromatin; nucleus.
GAAUGGGGAGGCAGGCAGCCCGGGCUGGCUUGGGGCGGAGCCCCAGGUUGGGGAGGAGCGGGUUUUUCCCGUCUCCCAUGAGGUGAUUCUGGGAGAGUUCAGACUUUGCGGCCCUCUUGCUCUGCCUGCCAUAGAUACUUCCAGCGGAGACAUUUCCAGAGGGGCUGCCUGGCCCACGGGGCGCUUUGGAAACUCCACCCCAGCUCACACCCCUCUGCUUCCCAGCCCUCAGCAGGGUCUGCCCCAUGUGAUGAAAGUGUCCACUCUCAGGGCGAGCACAGUCAUGGCUUCCCCAUCGCCCCGGGAGCUGGAGGAGGAGCUGGUGCCUUCUGGCUCUGAGCCAGGUGACUCUCGGGCCAAACCGCCUGUCAAGCCCAAACCCCGGGCGCUGCCCACCAAGCCAGCCCUGCCUGCCAAGCCUAGCCUGCUGGUGCCUGUUGGGCCUCGGCCCCCUCGAGGUCCCCUAGCUGAGCUGCCUUCUGCCCGGAAGAUGAACAUGCUGGCAGGACCCCAGCCCUACGGUGGCAGCAAACGCCCCCUUCCCUUUGCACCAAGGCCAAUGGCUGAAACCUCCACUGGAGGAGAAGCCACCCAGGAGACUGGGAAAGAGGAGACUGGGAAGGAGGAGGCUGGGAAGGAGGAGUUGCCUCCUUUGACGCCCCCAGCUCGCUGUGCUGCCCCAGGGGGUGUGCGGAAGGCCCCUGCCCCCUUUCGUCCAGCUUCUGAACGCUUUACGGCCACCACAGUGGAAGAGAUUCUAGCUAAGAUGGAGCAGCCUCGGAAGGAGGUCCCUGCUAGCCCGGACCGCCUUUGGGGUUCUCGCCUCACCUUUAACCACGAUGGCAGCUCACGGUAUGGCCCCAGGACCUAUGGCAUGGCCACUGGUCCCAGGGAUGAGGAUGGCAGGACCCUUUCCAGAGGAUGGUCCCAGGAGGGGCCAGCAAAGUCUCCAGCAGAGUGCCAAGAAGAACACAGCAAGACCCUUGAGAAGAGGAGCCCUCUUUCUGACCUGGCCUUCAAUGGGGACCUGGCGAAGCCUGCCAGCUCUGAGCCUCCCACUGACGUUCCCAGGCUCUGCGGCCCCUCCAGUCCAGGCCUUGCUUCAGAGAAUGGGGGCUCUGCCAGUCCAGGCCUCCCCCCUAAAGUCUCAGGCCCAGCACCCGAGUCUCCCUGUCUCCCCUCACCUGAUGGUGGCUCUCCCCAGCACUCUCAGCUUCCAGGAGCCCAGAACCCUGCAGCUUCCCAGGCUUCUCCUUGCGUCCCUGUGACUCAGGCGUCCCCAGGUGCAGUCCUGCCUGACCAGAACCCCUGUCAUCUCCCCAGCCCUGGGCACCCUGCAGAGUGCGCCCCAGAAGCCCCCAGACCCAGCAGCCUUCCCAUCGAGGUCUCAGAGUGCCAUAGCCCAGAGCGGCCGUCAGCCGCCUCGCCCCAGCCCAUGAUCGAGGUGGUUGAGUUACCGGAUCUUGCUCGGACGUUUCCACCCGGGAGGGAGGAGGUGGCCCAGGUGAACACAGACCUCCGCCCCGUCAGCUUGGCUCAGCGCCGAUUCUCAGAAGGUGUGCUCCGGCCUCCUGACCAGGACCAAGAGAAGCUGGGGGGCUCGCUGGUUGCCCUGUCCCAAACCCAGGGGAGCCAGUCGGCUCUGGAUCAUCCCUUUGGGAGUGGGACAGAGUCCAACUGGAGCUUGUCUGAAUCCUUCGAAUGGACCUUUCCCACGCGGCCCUCAGGCCUAGGCGUGUGGCGGUUAGAUUCCCCACCUCCCUCCCCCAUCACUGAAGCCAGCGAGGCUGCCGAGGCGGCUGAGGCUGGCAACUGGACUGUGUCCAGCAGUGGGGAAGGAACGUCCCAGCAGGGGCCGGGGACCGGCCUAGCUCCAGGGCAGCCAGGAAGGCCCGGUUCCUGGGUGCAGGGGGAUGAUCCAGGCAUCUCCCAAACCCAGGAGGGGGGUGGGGAGUGCCAAUCUCAGUCUCCAGUUGUCCCCCUUGAGCCCCUGCUUACAACUGGGGCCCUAGCUGGGUCCUCCCUGCUGCAGGCAGAGGAGAGGUACGAGGAGCAGGAGCCCCUGGCCAGCCAGGCAUCCCCUCUGCCUCCUGCCACCAGGGAGGCUGCCCUGCCCAUCCUGGAGCCGGUCCUGGGGCAGCAGCAGCCAGCACCCCCUGACCAGCCCUGUGUCCUCUUUGCUGAUGCCCCUGACCCUGGGCAGGCAUUGCCUGCUGAGGAGGAGGCCAUGACCCUAGCCCAGGCUGAGACCACCCAACCCAGGACAGAGGCUCAAAACUCCAGUAGGGCAUCCCCCGAGUCAGUGGGCCCGGAAAGCAGCUCUCGCUGGCUGGAUGACCUCCUGGCUUCGCCGCCACCCAGUGCUGGCGGUACAAGGCGGGGUACUGGAUCCGAGCUGAAGGACACACAGGCCCCAAGUUCCUGCUCCGAGGGACUCCUUGGCUGGGCCCAGAAAGAUCUGCAGAGUGAAUUUGGGAUUGCACCAGACCCACAUUCCAGCAGUUUAACUCCAUCCAGCUGGGCACAAGGUGCUUCUCCGGACUAUGGCCUUGGGGGCGGAAGCCCAAGAGGAGACUCAGGUCUGGGAGAGGGGGACUGGGCCAGCAAGUAUGGGCAGGGAACAGGGGAAGGGAGUGCUAGGGAGUGGGCCAGCAGGGGUGGCAUUGGCCCAGAGGAGACAGAGGCCAGCAGCAGCCAACAUCAGGCUGAAGCGUCUGCCCUGGGCGGGCUCGUAGCCCAGGACUGGGUAGUUGGGAAGCCAGAUCAGCCAGGUACUCCACGGAACCUGGAGGCCGACACGCACGACUGGGAAUUCAGCAAGAGGGAUGCCCAGGGCACUUACUCCAGCCGGGACGCUGAACUCCAAGACCAGGAAUUUGGAAAGAGAGAUUCGCUGGGUACCUACAGCAGUCAAGAUGUCAGCGUUCGAGACUGGGACUUCGGGAAGAGAGAUUCUCUGGGCGCUUAUGCCAGCCAGGAUGCAGACAAGCAGGGCCAGGAAUUAGGGAAGGAGGACAGCUUUGGCGGGUACGGCAGCCAGGAUGCCAAUGAGCAGGACUGUGAGUUUGAGAAGAGAGAGUCUUCACUCAGCACAUACGGCGGCCGAGGUGCAGAGCAGCUGGACCAGGAGUUCGGGACCAGUGCUUGGAUGAGAGAUUACAGCGGUGGCGGCAGCUCCGGGACCCUCAGCACCCAGGACAGAGGUUUUGGAACUCGAGCCCUGAGCUCUGGGUUCAGCCCCGAGGAAGCUCAACAACAGGAUGAGGAAUUCGAGAAGAAGAUUCCCAGUGGUGAAGACAGCCUUGGUGAGGCCAGCAGGGAUGUGGGCCAGCCAGAACAGAGAGACCUGGGGGGCCUGUUCAGUGCCAGCACUGCCCAGUUGCAGGAUGGAGCAUCCAGGCAGAGAGACCAGGACAAAUGGCAAGGCAGGGAUGCCAGCCAGGAGGCUGGAGGAUGGCAGGAAAGACAGCAGGCAGGGGGCCAGAGUCCUAGCAGUGCUGACCCAGAGGACGCGGAGAUGGGGAAGCCAGGCUGGGCUGGUGAGUUCCGCCUUGGUGUUGCCUCCCAGCCAGAGGGGGCACUAAGCCCAGGGCAGCAGGCCUGGAGUGGGGACUUCUGUGUUGAGGACCCUGGGAGGAGCUAUCAGUUUGGUGUCAUUGGCAACAACAGAGUGAGCGGCGCUGACCUGAGUCCUUCUGGCACGAUGGGAGGUGGUCACUUUGUAUCUCCUGGGAAGACUGCAGCCGGGUCUGUGGACUGGACUGACCAGCUGGGUCUCAGGAACUUGGAAGUGUCCAGCUGUGUGGGUUCUGGGGGCUCGAGUGAGGCCCAGGAGCAUGCCAUGGGACACGUGGGCUGGUCAGACAACCUGAGUUUGAGGGACAUGGGCCUGUCCAGCCAUUUGGAAACGGGGGGCUCUGAAGAGCCCAGGGGCAUUGGAGUUGGGGAGAAGGACUGGACUUCUGAUGUUGGGGUGAGGAACAGAGAUUUGGCUGGGGCGGGGGAGGUGGGAAGCCAAAGCCAGGCCAGAGAGAGUGGUGUGGGACAGACAGACUGGUCAGGUGUGGAGGCCGGAGAAUUCCUUAAGUCAAGGGAGCGUGGGGUUGGACAGGCAGACUGGACACCUGACCUCGGGCUAAGAAACAUGGUCCCGGGCGCAGGCUGCAGCCCUGCAGAGCCCCGAGAGCUUGUGGUGGGCCAGAUGGACUGGGGCAGUGGUCUAGGCCUGGGGAGUUUGGAGGCGCCCUGUGACCUACAGCCUGGAGGCUCUCUGGAGCCACGGGGAUGUGGUGUGGGGCAGAUGGAUUGGGGCCAGGACAUGGGGCUCCGGAACGUGGAGCUCCCAGGGGCCCCAAGCGAAGCCAGGGAACAUGGGGUGGGUGAGGCCGGCCAGAGCCCAAAGCCAGGCCUCAGGAACAAUGGCAGCUUGUCCCCUGGCCUGGAGGCCAGAGACCCUUUGGAGGCCAGGGAGCUGGGGGUGGGUGAGACAAGUGGGUCCGAGACUCAGGGUGAAGACAGCUCCUUGCCUUCCUUGGAGACCCGCCCUGAAGACUCUGGAAUGGAGACAGGAGAAGCCCUCAGCUUUGGAGCCAGCCCUGGCAGGUGCCCUGUGCGUUCCUCGCCCUCUGGCUCCCAGGGCCUGCUGGAGGAGAUGCUGGCAGCCAGCAGCUCCAAGGCAGCAGCCCACAGGGAGUCGGCGGCCUCGGGCCUCAGGGGCCUGCCUGAAGAGGGAGGAGUUGCCGCAGGCGCUGACCGAGGGGAUCAUCUGGAGCCCGGCAGGGAUCCUCUGCCCUCCUGGAGGCCCCAGCCUGAUGGAGAGGCCAGCCGGACGGAAGAAGUGGAUGGCACCUGGAGCCCUGCAGGGACUGGGCGGGAUGAGCAGGGCUCAGCCCGGACCCCUCGCCGGCCCUCCCAAGGCCCUGCCCCUAGAUCCGCAAGUCAGGACUUCUCCUUCAUUGAGGACACCGAGGUCCUUGACAGUGCCAUGUAUCGGAGCCGUGCCAACCUGGGGCGCAAACGUGGGCACCGGGCCCCAGCCAUUCGGCCCGGAGGUACCCUGGGCCUGUCAGAGGCAGCCGACUCAGACGCUCGCCUGUUCCAGGACUCCACAGAGCCACAAGCAUCUCGGGUGCCAUCUUCAGAUGAGGAGGUGGUGGAGGAGCCUCAGAGCCGCCGCACACGGAUGUCCUUGGGCACCAAGGGGCUGAAAGUCAACCUCUUUCCUGGCCUGAGCCCAUCGGCCCUGAAGGCCAAGCUGAGGCCCCGGAACCGCUCAGCUGAGGAGGGGGAGCCAGUAGAGAGCAAGCCUGGCCAGAAGGAGUCCAUGGUGCAGCGCUCCAAGUCCUGCAAGGUCCCUGGACUGGGGAAGCCCCUUGCAUUACCUCCCAAGCCAGAGAAAUCCUCAGGGUCAGAAGGAUCAUCGCCCAACUGGCUACAAGCCCUGAAGCUGAAGAAGAAGAAGGUCUGAGAGGUCUGAGGUCCUUCCCAUCUGGCAGUCUCAGGCAGUGCCCGUCCCUGUGGGGUUCCUGGGCGAGGAGAUGGCUGGAGCCCCACCAUGCCCCAGGCUGCAGCCUCCGCCCCUCUCCAGCUCCGAGGAGGGUCUGGGGAGGCACAUUUAUGCACUUUGUAUACCUUCCCCACUCCCCCCACACCUUUCCUCCCAGCCUGGAUUCCGUCACUAGUGGUUGAAGGUUUUGGUCCUUCCCUCGUUCUCUUCCCUCUCUGCUUCCUCCUCCAGCCUCCCUUGGGUUUUCUUUUGAUACCAGUUUAUAGCAUUUUUUAUAAAAGUCUUUGAUUUUUGUAAUGGGUGGAGCUCUAUCCCAGCCCCACCUCAGGUCCCUUUCCCCUGCCAGGUGCCCCACAGAAACCAAUGACAUUUUGCCACAAUAAAAUUUUUUGGGAAUUGGUGCUGUCCA